Prinia subflava (tawny-flanked prinia) is the source of this 2024-nucleotide messenger RNA. RefSeq names its product transmembrane protein 70 (gene TMEM70). Gene Ontology annotation, biological process: mitochondrial proton-transporting ATP synthase complex assembly. The record is from RefSeq and is a predicted model, not a curated record. Gene Ontology annotation, cellular component: mitochondrial membrane. The transcript has 3 exons. Bases 131 to 832 code for a protein of 233 amino acids. NCBI's taxonomy places the organism in Eukaryota, Metazoa, Chordata, Aves, Passeriformes, Cisticolidae.
UGACGGGGGCGCCGUGGAGCCGGCCGGAGCCUUCCCGCGGGCGGAACCAAAGCGCGGCGCGGCGGCGGCGCGGCGGUGGCUGUCGGUGUGGCACCGCCCGCCGUGUCCCCGGAGCGGCCGCGGCCCCGCCAUGCUGCCGCUGCUGCUGCUGCGGGCCGCCCCCGCCGCCUGCCGCCGCGCCUCCGCCGCCGCAUGGCUGCGGGCCGCCCCCGCCGCCUGCCGCCGCCGCGCUCCGGCCGCUGCCGCCGCGAGGCUGCAACAGGUUCCAUCUUUUCAAGGAGUGGCUGUUCGCAGCCUCAGCACAUCCUCCCCUCAUGAUCACCCAGAACAUGGAAGAUUAGUUUAUAAAGGAAAUUUGGCAAAGACAGUGUUGGGCGUGAAGUUUUUCUCCUACUCCACCAGCAUAUUCAACCUGUUCAUGAUGCCCUACAUCAUGCUCAAAAGUGGUAUUGGAGUGGAAAGUCUGCUUGUCCAAGCUGCCUUUUAUGGGCUGAUUGGGAUUUUUACAUUUGUAACUCCGGUUACUUUGCAUUUCCUUACAAAAGGUUACGUGAUCCGGCUCUAUUACAAAGAUGAAGUGGACACCUAUACAGCCAUUACCUACAAUGCCAUCUUGGCAGAAAAAGUGACUGUUUUCCAUCAGAAGGAUGUAAAGAUUCCAGACAUCACCAAGAUGUUUACAACAUUUUAUGCUAAAACGAAGUCAAUGCUUGUUAAUCCUACGCUUUUCCCAAAUCCUCAGGAUUAUAACCAUCUCAUGGGCUAUGACAAAUCCUCAUUUUUAAAAUUUGAGGAUUUAGAGGAGGUAAAGGAAGCUGAUGAAAGGAAAUAAUUUGAAAAUAAUGUCAGUAUCAUUGUCCAUAAUGCAGUACUAUAUACGUGAAAGAAUGUAAAAAUCUAUUACACUUGUUUAACUAUCAGGUAGCUGGAGUUUUCUGUAUGCAUUAUGGAAUGUAUAAAAAGAGACACUUUUUAAAAAAAUAUUGCAAACAGUGUAAGGAUUUCUUUAGAGUUAAUGACAUAAAAUACAGUAAAAAAAGGAGAUCCUUAACCCUGUCUUUUGCUUGUUUAUUCUUGGUUUGAUUUUUGUUGUUAGCUCUCCAGAGAACUGUAAAAUGCAUGAGCUUUGUGGCAGUCUCACCAUCUCCAUGUCAAAAGAAGCCAUUUCUGAUAGACUCAUUACCUAUCAAAUAUGCAAAGAUGUUAAGCCUUAAAUAUUAUUUGUAUUUAUUCUAAAAACACCAGGCUUUUUGUCACUGCUGGUGAUGGUAUAAAGGAAGUGAACGUGGCUUUCCCUUCCUUUUGUGAGACCACUGGUAGGCAGGAGGAGUCUCUGGAAAGCAGACAGGUGUUCCUGUGAAUUCCUGCUCCUACCUCCUCCCAAAGGUGAGAAGAGCAUGGGGAGAAUGGCAAUAUAUAUAGAGAGCAGUAAGUUCUAGCUACUCAAAGCUACUCUCAGAUUUCUUAAACUGAAGUCCACUCUGAGCAACCCUGUCCCCAAAGGUAGAGAGCAAGAAGCCUCUCUUCUUGGGCAUGGGAAAGCACCGUGGCAUAAGAUUUGCUCUGUGAGCAUCCCACUGGCAAGAGGCGCUGUAUUUGAAUCAACAAAGAAAGUUCUAGCAGCUAGUGGUUAAAAUGCAUUCUGUCAGCAUUUUUGUAUGGUGAGGAAGCAAUUGCGCCUUUAAAGAACACACUUCUUGAUUCUCAGCACUGCAAAGAAAGCCACAUUUCACUCAAGUAAAAAGAGGAUCUGGUCCUUUUGUGGUAUUAGGCUGAUUCUUCUCCCUUGAGAGUGUAGAGAUUGGAUUUAAAUUUUUUACCCCAUGGCACAUAAAUUGACAGAUAUUUGUUUUCAAAGAAUGAAGGGCCUAAAUAUUUUGAGACAUAAAAUUUACUGAAUUGAAAAAAUCUCUAAAAUUAAAAUUAAUCCUUUUGUGUUAGCAGUGCCCUUUGUAAUAGGAAAAUCUGAUGUUUGCUACUAGUUAUCCUGAUCCUGCAAAUAAAAAAUUAUAGCUAACUUUCAA